Messenger RNA from Drosophila takahashii, 493 nucleotides. NCBI's taxonomy places the organism in Eukaryota, Metazoa, Arthropoda, Insecta, Diptera, Drosophilidae. The record is from RefSeq and is a predicted model, not a curated record.
GUUGCCCCAAGCAGCGCUCCUCAAGAGAGCAGGAAAGAGAGCUCCAAGUAGUGGGGGCAGAGCAACAAGCAGCGGCAGAGAGCGAGAGAGAGGCGUCCAGCAGGUUUCCAGGAUGGGUGCAGGUGAUGCGGAGAACGGCAAGAAGAUCUUCGUGCAGAAGUGUGCCCAGUGCCACACCUACGAGGUGGGUGGCAAGCACAAGGUGGGUCCGAAUCUGGGCGGGAUCGUGGGCCGCAAGAGCGGAACUGCACCGGGUUACAAGUACACGGAGGCCAAUCAGAAAAAGGGCGUCACCUGGUCGGAGGGCAAUCUGGACGAGUAUCUCAAGGACCCCAAGAAGUUCAUUCCCGGCACCAAAAUGGUCUUCGCCGGUCUCAAAAAGCCCGAAGAACGGGCCGAUUUGAUCGCCUUCCUCAAGACAAACAAGUAAAGGAAAAAUGCCUACGAAACAACAAGAUUGGUAGUCAUAAUAUCAGGAACACUGCGCCAAAGA